Teleopsis dalmanni is the source of this 1729-nucleotide messenger RNA. Its product is annotated as polymerase delta-interacting protein 3. The record is from RefSeq and is a predicted model, not a curated record. Gene Ontology annotation, cellular component: nucleus. Lineage: Eukaryota; Metazoa; Arthropoda; Insecta; Diptera; Diopsidae. Gene Ontology annotation, molecular function: mRNA binding. The coding region runs from base 1 to 1221 and encodes 406 amino acids. The transcript has 4 exons. Gene Ontology annotation, biological process: mRNA export from nucleus.
AUGGAUGUAUCGUUAGAUGAAAUAAUACGUACUCGCCAAAUCGGAAGUUUAGUAAAGAAAAAGUCAACCACUGGGAAACCUGCACAAAAAAAAUUGGUCAAUCGUAGUACUUUUAAACCGAAUAACUUUAAACCGCCUGCACGUACGUUUGAUGCUCGUAAUAGGAUUAUAGAAAAAAAUCGUGCAAAAAUACGUGAUGCUCGGGAUAAACUUGCUGAAAUUUCGAGAGCCUGUGGUGAUGUACGCCACCGUUUGUUACAAAAACAAGCAUCAAGUCCCAGUUUUAUGUCAUCACAGACUAAACAAAAUUAUCGCCCAGAUCGUGUAGCAAGAAUCGCACCAAUUCGCCGGUCUACAUCAUUAGGAUUAACCAGCAAAAGUGCAAAGCAACGAAUGAAGAGAAUGCCUGAUAUGUUUAAUGUUCCUUUAGGAUAUGUUGAUCAUGACAAUAUGGAACGAAUGGAACAAGAGGAAUAUGCACUCGCAUCGCAUCUUAGUCGCACUGUAAAAAAUGACAUAGCACAAUUUGGAUACAAUAAUACACAUACAAACGUUCCGCCACCUGCACCUAGACGCUUAAAUUCAUGGGGAUCCAAUUCUGAUCAAUUUGAACCAUUUGAUGUAUAUGAGAUUCCACGCUCAAGGCCAGAACGACGAAUGUCUGUCGACUUACCACCACCACCGCCUAAAGGUAUUUUACGUUCGAGUGUCAGAGAACAAAGCCCACCCAGCAUGUACCAGCGCCGGUUUAAUCCAGAAAAUAGUCAUCUAUCAUAUGAAAUGCGUUCACGUUUAAUGACUACACCAGAUCCGCAUGCUUCAAUGGGUAUUUUUGCAAACCCACAAAAAACGGUUCAUCCACAAGUCUCGCCAAACGGUUAUCGUAUUGUAGUGAGCAAUUUACACACUAGUGUUACCCAGACUGAUAUACAAGAACUAUUCGAAGAUGUGGGUGAACUGUAUGAUGCUCGCAUUGUGCGUCCCGGUAUAGCAGAAGUUGUUUAUAAAUCUCUAACAGAUGCUGAGAAAGCAGUAGAUCAGUAUCAUAAUCGGCAGUUAGAUGGACAACCGAUGAAGUGUCUUUUGGUCAAUCCACGCGCUUCAAAUAAGCCAACAGCGCCAGCUUUAAAGACUGCAAGCUCAACUGCAAGACUCGCAUCAAAUAAAACACCAUUGGAAAUUGAUAUUGAUGCAUUGCAUAAAGUGCUUUUUAGACGUUAAAUUCAAAGCCUUAAAAUACUCAUUAACGUUACAAUAAAACAAAAGUUAAAUAUGAAAUGAAAAUGAAAAUGUUGGCAUGAAACGAUUGCAGUAAAUAGAUUAAGGACUAAAAUGAUGCGGUCGAGCGGAAAUUUGUCAAUUUAUACCACAAACUGCAGCUAAAAUAUAAAACUACAAUUUUAUAAAUUUCAUAAAUUUUCUGUUUUUUAAAGAAAAACAAACUAAUUUGAUUUUAACUUUUAUUCGUUUCGAGUAUUGUAUGUCGAGUAUUGCUGUUUAUUUGCAUGUGUAAAGAGAAACUUCUCAACUUAAUAUACAAUAUCAAAAUUGAAUGAUUUCUUAAAAUGCAUAAUUAUUUUGUUUUCCCUUUAAAUUUUAGUUAACAUUUUAGUGUAUAGAUACACUCUGUAACUACUCAAAAUUACUUAUCAAAUAUAAAAUAACUUUCAUGUAAUAAACUGAACGUUAAAUUUAAUAAAUUUAAAUGGAUUUGUAUUACAAUUAAAAA